Solanum lycopersicum (tomato) is the source of this 1578-nucleotide messenger RNA. RefSeq names its product D-cysteine desulfhydrase. Gene Ontology annotation, molecular function: D-cysteine desulfhydrase activity. The record is from RefSeq and is a predicted model, not a curated record. Lineage: Eukaryota; Viridiplantae; Streptophyta; Magnoliopsida; Solanales; Solanaceae.
UCUCUCCAACAGUGGCGGAUCCGAUAGUGGGGCGUAUGCCGGCCGGCCGGCCGGCCAAGCAACGGAAUAUCCUUUUUGUUAAAAUAAUAUAACUACCGUAAAAAGAAAAAAGAAAAAAAAAAAGGGGAAAGGUUAAAAAUGUCGAGUUGCCAAUGGAGUAGCUUCACUAGAGUAUCACUAUCUCCAUUUCCCUUGCAGCCAGCACAACUCAAUACGGCAUUAAACUUGAAGAAACAGUGUUGCUUUACCAAAUCAUCGAUGGAGGAUUCCAGUUCCCAGGGUCACCAAUCGGCCUUUCAGUUUCUGACGAAGAAGCCUUACGAGCCUCCUCCAUGGGCUUCGCUUCUUAGCCCAAUUCCCUCUCACACCUUUUCGCUUGGUCAUUUUCCGACUCCAAUUCACAAGUGGAACCUGCCUAAUUUACCGAAGAACACCGAGGUUUGGUUAAAGCGUGAUGAUAUGUCAGGAAUGCAAUUAAGUGGAAACAAGGUCAGAAAGCUGGAGUUCUUGUUGGCAGAUGCUGUAGCACAGGGUGCUGACUGCAUAGUGACUAUAGGUGGCAUACAAAGUAAUCACUGUCGUGCUACUGCUGUCGCUGCCAAGUACUUGAACCUUGACUGCUAUCUCAUCUUACGCACUUCAAAGGCUCUUACCAAAAUAUUGAAAGAAAAGCUGUUAAAUGAAGGGAGAAAGCCAUAUGUCAUCCCUGUUGGUGGAUCCAAUUCUCUAGGAACCUGGGGCUAUAUUGAGGCAAUUAGGGAAUUGGAGCAACAACUUCAGCACUUGAGCAUUGAACAGAAAUUCGACGACAUUGUUGUAGCUUGUGGCAGUGGGGGUACGGUUGCUGGUUUGUCAAUUGCAUCCAUGCUCAGUGGCUUGAAAGCAAAGAUUAAUGCAUUUUGUGUCUGCGACGAUCCAGAUUACUUUUAUGAAUAUGUUCAAGGCCUACUUGACGGAAUCACUGCUGGAGUUAGCUCCCGUGAUAUUGUUAGCAUCAAAACUGCAAAAGGCCUUGGGUAUGCUUUGAGCACCACUGAUGAGCUUAAAUUUGUGAAGCAAGUUGCUGAAACCACAGGUGUUAUUCUUGACCCUGUCUACAGUGGUAAAGCAGCUUAUGGAAUGAUGAAAGACAUGGGCGAGAAUCCAACAAAGUGGGAGGGAAGAAAGAUUCUGUUCAUACACACAGGUGGGCUACUAGGUUUGUAUGACAAAGCUGAUGAAAUAGGGUCACUAAUGGGCAAAUGGCGUAAAAUGGAUAUCAAUGAAUCUAUCCCUAGACAAGAUGGCAUCGGCAAAAUGUUCUGAAAUUGACGAAAAAGGUGAUACCAAUUGUGUUGUCAUUUAUCAACGCUUACAAGAUUAAAAAUCAAAUUCCAAACAUUUCUAGAUUCAGAUGAAUAAAAAAAAGAUGUUUUCUGCCUACAUCCAAGACUAGUUGAGUUAUGGAUGCAUGGAUAGUCUUGUGCUCCCCUCGAUUAUUUCAUUGUAUACAUGUUACUGUUACUACUCACUAACACAUGUAUAACUUUUCUUUUUUCUGCUUUCCUAGAAUUUGAACUUGUGUUCCCUUUCAUUCAA